AUGCAAAACAGAAGAGCAUUUAAUGUGCCGAUUUUGUUAACUCGUGCUGCCGAUGUUGGUGAAGUCGGUGAUGAUGAGGCAAUGCUUGAGGAACGGACGGUGGUUGCAGAAACUGGAGCUGUUGAUUUAGUUGGGGCAGUUGUGUUUGUCGUCAGCACUGAAAUGUACGCGAUUUUUUGCUGGUCAAUUGUAAAAAACGCAUAG
This is a messenger RNA of Enterobius vermicularis (human pinworm), 204 nucleotides long. Lineage: Eukaryota; Metazoa; Nematoda; Chromadorea; Rhabditida; Oxyuridae. The record is from the annotation of a GenBank genome assembly.